GACUAGCACUAUAAAUCUUGGUUCUAUAUUCUAUAUUUCCAUUAUAUAAAUGGUUUAUUCGUGAGGGUGCUUUGAGAGAAUCUCGAUUUUGCUUUUAUUCUUUUCAGAGAAUGCUACUUCUUAUAGCUUUCACAUUUUUAGAAAUCUCUCUAACUACAAUUCAAGGAAAACCAGUGGAUAGUCGACUUGAGUUAGUUGAAAAUGAUAUGCUAAUCACAAAUGACCAGAAACAGGUUUACAACCAGUUAAAAGAUGGCCGCGUACGACGCGCUGCCAUAAAGGACAAAUGGCUAUGGCCUGGUGGGAAAGUACCUUAUACCUUUGGUAAAAACCUGAACGAUGUUGGUAAAAGAAUCGCAAAACARGCCAUGCAGCACUGGAUGGACCGGACCUGCGUCAAAUUCAUAGARAGAAGCAAUCAGAAAAAUUACCUUGAAUUCACAUACGAUGGUGGCUGUAAAGCUCAAGUUGGAUACAGGAAAGAGCCCAAGCAAUUGAUUUCAAUCGGUAGUUCCGACCAAUCUUCCUACAGUCCCUGUACUCUUGGUUCUACCAUUCAUGAACUUGGUCAUUCGAUUGGUUUCUUCCACGAACACACACGACCGGACAGAGAUAAAUUUGUUAGAGUUAUUGAAAGCAAUGUACGAAAAGAGGCAGCUUUUGAUUUUGAGAAAGUUUCUACAGCAUUUCUCGACUCCCGUGGCAACGACUACGACUAUGGCAGCAUCAUGCACUACUCCCGUUACCAGGGCAACAAUGCUUAUGGUGCAGUUACUCUAGAGCCAUUGGUGCCGAACACUGAUAUUGGGCAACGGAUUGCACUGAGUCAAGGGGAUAUCGAUCAGACCAACAAAAUGUACCAAUGUGAUGCUCAAGGUGAAAGCCAUUUCACGUAUAAUGGAGACAAAGAUGAAGAUAAGACUAUUGAUUAUGGWAAUAUCAAAGGACCAAAACCUGGUGACAUCUUAGAUUAAGAUAUUCAAUUAAGAUAAUAUUUCUGACUGGCAUAAAUUACUAUAAUUAUUAAAAUUGUAAUUUUUGCCUUCACUUAACUAGAGUUUCAGAUAUUAAAAUACCAAUAGUAGGC
Messenger RNA from Exaiptasia diaphana, 1087 nucleotides. Its product is annotated as nematocyst expressed protein 6. Bases 111 to 974 code for a protein of 287 amino acids. NCBI's taxonomy places the organism in Eukaryota, Metazoa, Cnidaria, Anthozoa, Actiniaria, Aiptasiidae. Gene Ontology annotation, biological process: proteolysis. Gene Ontology annotation, molecular function: zinc ion binding; metalloendopeptidase activity. The record is from RefSeq and is a predicted model, not a curated record. The transcript is spliced from 8 exons.